UAUGCCUUGAACAGGCUAUUGGCCGUACGAUCUUCGGAAGGAAAAGUGUAGAAAAUGUAUGGAUUUUUGACAGUUUGGUUACUUGUAUCUGUGCAUAGCUUGGUACGUGGUGAAGAUGAGACCACCACCGCCACCACGAAUGCUACCAUUGAACCGUCUCAGCUGUAUCUGGAGGAUUGUAUCAAUGAAAGUAAAGCGAACAGAAUUGCUGUUAACAAACUGAAAUCAGGAGAUAGGCGAAAUGCAAAUGAUGCUUUGAAGAAGUGGGCGCUUUGUUACCUCGGGAAGCAGGGCGUGAUGUCGUCAGCCGGUGUUCUAAGCCAGGAUGUCGUUUUAAGAGAUAUUCCGAGCACUGAUAAAGACAAAGUUGAACAGAUUAUCGAUAAAUGUCUCUACAAGAAGGCACACGAUCCAGUUGAAACCGCCUGGCACUAUAUAACUUGCUUCCAUAAAAGGGGGUCGAAAUACGCGAAAAAAGCGAAUCGGUUAUAAUCCUUAGAUUAUUUUAUAUUUAUAGAUAGUUGGUCAGCACUACAAAAGAAGAAAGAAAGAAAACAAACGAUCCAACUUUAUUAUCUUGGUCAGCCUGAUAGCUACGUUUGACGAUCACCAAACAUCACGUAAUUAGUCGCCAACAGUUAGCCGUUAGUUUUUUCGACACGUACACAUUUAAAUAAUCAAAGAUUUAAUAAUAUACAUACAUAGCAAUAAUAACUUUUUUUAUUAUCUGCUUAGUUAAAUAAUUAA
Messenger RNA from Vanessa tameamea, 747 nucleotides. RefSeq lists its product as uncharacterized. Gene Ontology annotation, molecular function: odorant binding. The transcript has 4 exons. The record is from RefSeq and is a predicted model, not a curated record. The coding region runs from base 55 to 492 and encodes 145 amino acids. NCBI's taxonomy places the organism in Eukaryota, Metazoa, Arthropoda, Insecta, Lepidoptera, Nymphalidae.